CCACAUCCUGUCUGAGCUACCGGUUAUUCGUAGCGUAAAGACGUGACGUACUUUUAUUCCUAAAGGAGCACUGGCUGCUCGUUUGACCGAGUUUAAUCGUCUUGACGUUUAUAUUUUGGUUUUUUCUGGUCUCGCCUGCCUGAGGUCCUCUGCAGUGUGCGUCGGGGUGACGCAAUCCGUGCAGAGGAUGUCCAUCGCAGCCUCGAUGCAUGAUGCCAACUCUUUUCCAGACAAAGGAAGUGUUCCGGAGAGCAGAAGCUGUCUGUUUUGAUGUGGACAGCACAGUCAUCAAAGAAGAAGGCAUAGAUGAACUUGCCAAAUUUUGUGGUGUGGGGGAUGCAGUCACUGAAAUGACUCGGAAUGCUAUGUGUGGCUCAGUGACAUUUAAAACAGCCCUGACUGAGCGUCUUUCCAUCAUCCGAUGUUCCAGGGAACAAGUGAACAAACUGAUCACGGAUCACCCACCUCAGCUGACUCCAGGUAUCAGGGAGCUUGUGGACCGUCUGCACCAGCGAAACAUAAAGGUGUUCCUCAUCUCCGGUGGAUUCAGCUGCAUCGUUGAACACGUGGCCACUCAGCUAGACAUUCCCCUGCAUCAUGUUUACGCCAACCGGCUCAAGUUCUACUUCAAUGGAGAGUAUGCUGGUUUUGACGAGAGCCAGCCCACAGCCGACACUGGUGGAAAAGGAAAAGUCAUCAAUAUGUUAAAGGAGCAAUACGGCUUCAAGACUGUGGUGAUGAUUGGAGAUGGAGCGACUGAUCUAGAGGCAUGCCCUCCUGCUAGUGCUUUCAUUGGAUUCGGUGGGAACGUCAUCAGGCAUCAGAUUAAGGAAAAGUGUUCGUGGUACGUGACAAGUUUUGGGGAGCUGCUAAAGGAACUGGAAAUGAUUUAAAGAAGCUACAAGAGUACUGUUACUAAUUUUUAACAUUUUAUAUAUUGCAUCUAUGGUUGUGCCUGUUUAUUUGGUUCCUGCACAUUUUCCUUCUACUCGAUAGACUUUUAUAAUGAAUGAAAAUGUUUACAUUAGCGAGACAAAUGUUACUUUUGUACUAGAAAACACUAAAAUAAUAACACUGUUCAUGUGGAGGUUUAGAAGAUUUGAGUAUUUUUGCACAGUGUAGUCAAACCCUUUAGGUAAGCUAAUACAACUCAUGCGUAUUGUUACGCAAUGGGCAAUAUAAAUUUUAUUUCUAUGUAACCAGAGUCUGACUGUUAAGUCAUGUAAAGAAUAUCUGCAUUAAACAUGAGAACAUGCCGUCAAA
Messenger RNA from Anarrhichthys ocellatus (wolf-eel), 1263 nucleotides. RefSeq names its product phosphoserine phosphatase (gene psph). The transcript is spliced from 6 exons. Lineage: Eukaryota; Metazoa; Chordata; Actinopteri; Perciformes; Anarhichadidae. The record is from RefSeq and is a predicted model, not a curated record. The coding region runs from base 210 to 893 and encodes 227 amino acids. Gene Ontology annotation, biological process: dephosphorylation; L-serine biosynthetic process. Gene Ontology annotation, cellular component: cytoplasm. Gene Ontology annotation, molecular function: magnesium ion binding; L-phosphoserine phosphatase activity.